AUGGACAGUAAAGAAAAGCAGAUAGUAGUCCAUAGCAAAGGUAUUAGAUUUAGUUCGAGGCAGUAUAUUAUUACAAGCGGAAUCAACACAGACGACUCAAAACGUAUUCGCGACAUGGAUGAAAGUUCUCUUCGGUAUCGUCGUCGUCAACAGUUAGAAGAGGAGGCAUGGAAUCGUCUUCGUGGUACAAGUGCUGCUAUGGAGAGAAGCGAGCGAAAUGGUACAUCAUCGGGUACUCCGGCAGAUCGUGAAGGUUCACUGGUCGCUCGAAGUCCUUGGUCAAGACCUCCUGAAGCGUCAUCUCUCAAUGCCACACCGGCUCCUGACAGCACUCCUACUCCUACACCUGCUCCUAAAAAGGAGGCACCACCCGUGCGGCAAGUCGAGCAGAAACAGGCCUCGAAACCCACUCCCUUAAAUGUUCCGAGACCAACAAUACACCCUAGAAGUGAUGUAAGUCCCGCUCCGAGAUCACCGAAACCACCGCCGAGUCCUGCUCCAGUAAUCAGAGCAACUGAGCCAGCGAAGGAAGAGAACGAGGAGACUCGAGUCGCUGCCAGAAGGCCGCCACUACCCAGACAGGCCUCAAGCAACGACGAGUCGCUCAAUGAGAAGGUUGAGGUGAUUCGAAGGGCUCAUGCAGAACGUCAAGCUGCAUCUCUAGCUGCUUCCAGCGACGAUUCUGAGGCCGAAGAGGCAUCUCGACCCAAGCAACGUAUCCGAAUCGUGUGCCGUGCAGCAAGUACUACCCGCGAAGAGGAACCUCCGAUAGCUACAGCCGGCAGCGUCCCUCCAGGUGUACCGAUUCCAGUCACACAUUUCACAGGUGAGCCCGAGAUACCUGCAUGGCUCGCCAGAAGACGACAACGCUUUCAGCGAUCUCGAACUAACCCUGACCUUGCGUCCCAAUUCUGCUCACAGCGUGUACAGCAGUUACUUCAAGAGAGAGAUUCCCGUUUAGAUAGUUCGACGAGCACUGAAGAAGAACGAAGAAAUAUUCGUCGGCGAAGUGCAUCACGAGAACUGAAGGAGUAUGUGCCCUACGAGGUGGGACAUUGGCCGUAUGCGAUUCGAGUAACCAUCGGGUUUGUGUGUUUGAUCGAGAAGGCAAGUUUUUGCGGCAGUUUGGCGGCUAUGGCUCUGGACGUGGCCAACUUGACUCCAGCAGCCGGUAUUGCCACUUUCAAAAAUAAACUGAUUGUAUCCGAUCGAUACAAUCAUCGGGUAUGCAUCUUCGACAAUGAUGGAACGUACCUGAAUUCGUUCGGUGGUCAUGGGCAGUCCAAUGGGAAAUUUAACAAUCCAUGGGGCGUGGCUGUCGACGAGCUGGGAACCAUCUACGUUGCCGACAAGGAUAAUCAUCGGGUGCAAAUGUUUGACAAAAAUGGAUUGUUCGUGGGAAAAUUCGGCACGAAUGGACACGGACCAGGGCAAUUGCACAAUCCGUUAUUUAUUGCUGUGAAUAAUGCUAACCAUCAGGUCUACGUCUCGGAUUCGUCGAACCAUCGAAUUUGUGUGUUUGACGUUCAAGGAAUGUUCUUGUUCUCGUUCGGAUCCGAAGGGUUUCACGGUGGACAGUUUAAAUUUCCUCGUGGUGUUACAGUAGAUUCACAGAGCAAUAUCCUGGUCGCAGACUCAGGGAAUAAUCGUAUCCAGGUGUUCUCGUCCGAAGGCGAAUUCAUCUGCACGUUUGGCUCGUGGGGUGGAGGUGCCGGUCAACUGAAGGGUGUCGAAGCCCUUUGCGUGUUCGAUGGAGGCAUCGUCGCCAGUGAUCGAGAGAAUCACCGUAUUCAGAUCUUCUAA
Cooperia oncophora is the source of this 1803-nucleotide messenger RNA. NCBI's taxonomy places the organism in Eukaryota, Metazoa, Nematoda, Chromadorea, Rhabditida, Trichostrongylidae. The record is from the annotation of a GenBank genome assembly.